Pieris rapae (cabbage white) is the source of this 2675-nucleotide messenger RNA. Its product is annotated as juvenile hormone esterase-like. The record is from RefSeq and is a predicted model, not a curated record. The coding region runs from base 921 to 2654 and encodes 577 amino acids. Lineage: Eukaryota; Metazoa; Arthropoda; Insecta; Lepidoptera; Pieridae. The transcript is spliced from 4 exons.
CUUGGGAAUACCCUAUGCUGCAUGUAUGACUGUUCAUCUCGAUUUUAGUAAGUAUUUUUAAAUAGUAAUUCAGAAUGGAAAGCAUUGAAUUUGCUUUUAGUAUGUAACUUAUACCUGGGAUUUUUUCCGGAAUAUGGUUAAAAUCUGCUUAAAACGACCCAGUACCAUUGUCGGGCACAAGUCGCGACUGGAGGAUAAGACAAGAUACGUAUGUGGGGUUCCUCUGCAUCUUUUACCGCAAUUAACAUAGACAUUGUUCAGAGCUUAGUUUUAUCAUCUCGAUGUCGAUUGUACCACAACUGAGUGACUCUUAAAGCAAAUCUUGCCACGCACCUGUAUGCGGAACCAGCUGCCCAAUUAAGUAUUUCUGAUCUAAUUCGACUUAAGGUCCUUCAAGAAAAAAGCGUACCAAUUCUUAAAAGGCCGCCAAUGUCCUUGCCAGCAUUCUGGUAAUGUGAUGGUUCACAAAAAACAUAUUUCGUUUUAUAAUUAUACUAAUAAAAGUCUAUCAUUUUAUAUACUACAUUAAAAUAUAUUUCAUUCCAUUUUUUUUUAUUGUGAUACCUUGGGCUUUUUUUCCUUAUUUUGUAAUCCCUUUAUACCAUUUCUUUUCUUUCCGUUGAUGCAUCGCUCCACUACUUUUGACAUAUCUGUAGUUUUCCUGUGCUUAGGUAACUUUUAUUUUAAAUGGUCGUAAUGAAUAUUAAUUUGUCUAAUUCAGGUGAAAUUAACUUGUGUAAUCAAUAGCGCGUUACAAGUAUAAGUAAUUAUAUUAAUAUGUAUCUAUAUGAUAAGUUUCAAAACGUAACUGUAAUAUACCAUCGUAAUAGUUUAGUAUGUUUCAAUUAGUAUGGGUGCGAAUACCUACUAUAUUAAUAACGAAUCAAUUGUUUUUAUAAAUCUAGAGAAAAACAAAAAAUAUGUAUGUAAACGUUAUCCACGUAUUUAUCAUAAUAUUUUCGUUGUUACACGUCGCUACUUAUGUGUCGGUUAAUAAACACAUAAUUGUGAACACCAGUACUGGUUUAGUGAGAGGUAAAUUAAAUGUAUACAAAAAUUUUAGUUACUAUUCUUUUCAAGGCAUACCCUACGCCGAAGCCGUGUCAGGUGAAUUUAGAUUUAUGCCGCCAACACCAAAGGCGCCUUGGCCACAUAUCCUUGAUGCAACACAAGAAAGUCCUGUGUGUCCUCAAUUAGAAUUAGUGUACAGGAGAGAUCAGAUUAGUGAGGAUUGUUUGUACCUUAACAUAUACAUUCCAGGCAAUAUUACAAAUGAACCAUUGCCUACAUUUGUUAAUAUACAUGGUGGUGCGCUUAACAUACUAUCAGGAAAUGUCGAUAUAAUUUACGGACCUGAGCAUAUAUUACAAAAAAACAUUAUUUUUGUUUCAAUGAAUUACAGAUUGAAUGUGUUUGGAUUUUUAUCUGUUAAUGAGGAAUAUGCCUGUGGAAACGCUGGUUUAAAAGAUGUGUUAUUGUCGUUAAAGUGGAUUAACAAGAAUAUACAAUUUUUCGGAGGUGAUAGCAGGAAAAUCACAAUAGGUGGACACAGUUCUGGGGGCACGUUAGCACAUUAUUUGAUGCUAUCUAAAAAAACAACUGGACUGUUUCAGCGAGUUGUUAUAAUCAGCGGAAACGCUGUUCAUCACAGGUUUUCUCUAAGGCAUGCAAAAGAUUUCACGUUUUUACUAGCAGAGAGAAUGGGUAUCAGAGCUAACGAUUCAAGGAAGAUAGUACAGAGAUUACGAGAAAUGGAAAUAGAGGAGCUUUCUAAAGGAUAUUUGCGGUUGAUACCGACAGAUCCAUAUGCCAUAAUAAGACCAUUUUCACCAUUCGCGCCGACUGUUGAUAAGGCCUGUACCAAUGCAAUCAUAGAAAUGGAACCAGAGAAAAUAUUAAAAAAUGGAAUACCUCAGAAUGUUCCAGUCCUAACAGGUGUAAAUACAAAUGAAGGUAUUUACAUGAUACCAUAUAUAUUAAAGGAUAAACGAAAUGUAGAAAGACUAAAACACAAUUUAGAAAUUCUCAUCCCAUCUAACAUUGAGUACCCGCAAGGUUCCAGUGAAGCAAUAGACUUGUCAAAAUCUAUCACACAUUUUUACUUUGGAAAAGUCAAUAUAACGGAUGAUGAAUUUUGCUUACUGUGCCUUACGAAUUAUAUUACCGAUAUUCAAAACAUUUAUAGUAUUGAUUGGUGGGUAAGAACACACAAGGCGCGAAAGGGCAGUAACAAGGUGUAUUUAUAUCAAUUUGACUUUGACGGAAUGCUAAAUUGGGCUAAGUUACGCUAUAAUAUAAGUUUUCCAGGUGUUUCUCAUGCAGAUGAACUGGGUUACUUAUUUAGAACUAAGGUCACAAAUUUUUUUGAAGAUACUGUUGAUAGCAGAACUGAGCAAAUGCGUGAAACCAUGACAGUUUUAUUUACCAACUUUAUAAAAUAUGGGAAUCCUACACCGCCACACAAGAAAAACGAUAUCAUAUGGCCGGAAUAUGGUGCAGAACAACAUUUUCUUCAAAUAAAUGACAGACUUCGAGUUAUGAAGCGGGCUAAUGCAGAAAAAACGGCUAGUUUUAAUUUUUGGGAUGAAGUAUAUAACAGUUACUAUAAUUAUGUCAAACGCGGUGGUAGACUGGAAAAGAAAGUGAUAUCCUAAAUAAACCUUUUUGGCUUUUCA